Molecule: messenger RNA, 522 nt
Organism: Salvelinus namaycush (lake trout)
Lineage: Eukaryota; Metazoa; Chordata; Actinopteri; Salmoniformes; Salmonidae
Gene: lypd6
Product: LY6/PLAUR domain containing 6
Exons: 4
Coding region: 1-522 (173 amino acids)
Biological process (GO): positive regulation of canonical Wnt signaling pathway
Molecular function (GO): acetylcholine receptor inhibitor activity
Source: RefSeq, a predicted model, not a curated record
AUGGAACCCUGGCCUGCAGUGGCCUGGGUCCUACUGCUGACGGUCAUCGCUGAUUGGCUGAAAACUGCCCAAUCAAAGGACUUUACAGAACAGGACAUCAUCUACCUCCAUCCCUCAACCACUCCGUUCCCAGGCGGGUUCAAGUGCUUCACAUGUGAGGAGGCACCUGACAACUACGAGUGUAAUCGCUGGGCGCCAGACCUGUACUGCCCACAAGAGACCAGAUAUUGUUACACGCUUCACAAGAUGGACGUGGAGGGGGACAGUGUUUCCGUGACAAAGCGUUGUGUGGCUCUGGAGGACUGCCUCUCUACUGGAUGCUCUGAAGAAGACCAUGAAGGAAACAAGGUCUGUACAGCGUGCUGUGAGGGUAAUAUCUGUAACCUUCCUCUCCCCUGGAAUGAGACGGAGGCCGUGUUCGCCACCACCUCACCUCUCAGUGGCACCACAGGAAUCCCACAGAGCUACAGACUAAUAUCCUGCCUCCUUUUCCUCACCCUCCUCAUCUCCAGCUAUGUUUGA